AUGAACAAAGAGCCGCUUCGCUCAGCCAGAGCCGCCUCCGCGGAUCCCUCGGCCCAGCGCCCUCGCAGGGACCCAGCGCGCUGCCGGCGAUGCUGCACAACGGGCAGGAUCCCAACGCGCCCGGUCCCCGGCACCAGGAGCCUGCUGUUCACCCCACUAAGGGUGUCGGACGACUCUGAUCCAGACGAGUGCCCGUGGACUGGAGUGAGGCCCACUUGGCUAGCCAGAAAGAAUGCAGCAGAGAAGGUUAGGAAUAUCAGAGACCAGUCCAGGCUGGCGAAUCUGAAGGCCUCCUUCCCCCUCUGCAGGGUAGUGACCACCAAUACAUACCCUGGGGAGGAGCCAGAGAAGACCAGAUCCCAGCACAUCGAAUCCCCUCCGCCCCCGCCGGCCACUCGGGGCAGCCGGGCGGAGAUGCAACAAGAAAGGCCUGCUUCAGCCCAGAAGCCCGUCCGGCGGAUCCCCUCGGCCCAGGCGCCCUCGCAGGGACCCCAGCCCGCGCUGCCCGGCCAUUGGUCUCCCGCGAAUGGGGAACACUGCGUCCAGGAGCCCGGCGGCGGCCGUCUGGCGGCGGCCCGGUACCGAUGGUUUGGAGAUGUGCGAGGGUGGAACUCGUUGUCGGUGCAGCGGCAGAAGUCAGGGGGAGCGCGAGCGGAUCGCGCCCGGCCGAGCCUUCUUUCCCGCCGAGCCGCCGUCGGGCUCACCGCCUCUCCCUCCGCUGCGGAGCAUGGCGGCCGCCCCCGGCCCCGCCCGGCCGGGAGCGUCUUCGGGACGACGCGUGAGGACCCUCACCUCGGCGAGCAGACCAAAGUGGAAGACUUGGUGCAAGAGGUUUUCAGUGCUUACAAGACGAACCACCACACCUCACAAUUUGUUCUGCAGCGCGAGAAGCAUUUCCACUACUUGAAGAGAGGCCUGAGACAACUGACGGACGCCUAUGAGUGCCUGGACGCCAGCCGCCCCUGGCUGUGCUACUGGAUCCUGCACAGUUUGGAGCUGCUAGACGAGCCCAUCCCAGAGUCUGUGGCUUUGGAUGUCUGCCAGUUCCUAAGCCGGUGCCAGAGUCCCAGUGGUGGGUUCGGAGGAGGGCCGGGCCAGCACCCCCAUCUCGCUCCCACCUAUGCCGCUGUCAAUGCUCUCUGCAUCAUCGGCACCGAAGAGGCCUUCAACGUCAUCAACAGAGAGAAGCUCUUGGAGUAUCUGUACUCACUGAAACAGCCCGACGGCUCCUUCAUCAUGCAUGUGGGAGGCGAAGUGGAUGUCAGGAGCGCAUACUGCGCCGCCUCAGUGGCUUCGCUGACCAACAUAAUCACACCCACGCUCUUCGCAGGGACUGCCGAGUGGAUCGCAAGGUGCCAGAACUGGGAGGGUGGCAUUGGCGGAGUCCCGGGCAUGGAGGCCCACGGAGGAUACACUUUCUGUGGCCUGGCAGCGCUGGUCAUUCUGAAGCAGGAGGACUCACUGAAUCUGAAAUGUUUGUUACACUGGGUCACGAGCCGGCAGAUGCGCUUUGAGGGCGGUUUCCAGGGCCGCUGUAACAAGCUGGUGGAUGGCUGCUACUCGUUCUGGCAGGCGGGCUUGCUGCCCCUCCUCCACCGAGCACUGCAUGCCAAAGGCGACCCUGCCCUCAGCAUGACGAACUGGAUGUUCGACCAGCAGGCACUGCAAGAGUACAUCCUCCUGUGCUGCCAGUGCCCUGCCGGGGGGCUGCUGGACAAGCCGGGCAAGUCGCGGGAUUUUUAUCACACCUGCUACUGCCUGAGCGGGCUGUCGAUAGCCCAGCACUUCGGCAGCGGAGACCUGCUUCACAAGGUGGUGCUGGGAGUUCCUGAGAAUCGCCUGCAACCGACGCACCCAGUGUACAACAUCUCCCCCAACAGAGUGGUGCAGGCGGUCAUGCACUUCCUGCGGCAGCCUGUCCCCGGCACGCCGGCAGCGGAGGCGGCGACGGGGGCUGCUGGAGACUAGAUGCGGCCGCUCCCUUCACGGAGGCUGUACAGACGGGCUCUCCUUGAGUCGGAGCGCAGCGCGGAGCCCACCCUGUGGGGCGAUCUUUGUGGUGGGAGAGCGGGGCAGACAGAGCGCUCCCCCCUUGGGCUGGUGUGAGCUCAGGGCACUAACCAGAUCAAAACUAGCCACGCCGCCCCCCUGCCAUAGGCACACGUGGGCCCAAGGCCCCACUGACCUUCCUGCCAGGAGCAAAGCUGUUCUGAAAUAACGGGCUGUGAAUGUUUUAGCAUCAAUAAACCAGAACUGGUUCCUUGGCACCAUA
Molecule: messenger RNA, 2272 nt
Organism: Chelonoidis abingdonii (Abingdon island giant tortoise)
Lineage: Eukaryota; Metazoa; Chordata; Testudines; Testudinidae
Gene: FNTB
Product: farnesyltransferase, CAAX box, subunit beta
Biological process (GO): protein farnesylation
Cellular component (GO): protein farnesyltransferase complex
Molecular function (GO): protein farnesyltransferase activity
Source: RefSeq, a predicted model, not a curated record